Molecule: messenger RNA, 1979 nt
Organism: Castor canadensis (American beaver)
Lineage: Eukaryota; Metazoa; Chordata; Mammalia; Rodentia; Castoridae
Gene: Rtca
Product: RNA 3'-terminal phosphate cyclase
Biological process (GO): RNA processing
Cellular component (GO): nucleus
Molecular function (GO): RNA-3'-phosphate cyclase activity
Source: RefSeq, a predicted model, not a curated record
GGGCGGCCUGGGGUCUUGGGACCGGGACCGGAGCCGCCGAGUUGGGGAUCGCGGGGGCGGGGCCCGGGAUCGGGAGUCGGAGAACAGGGGCCCUGGUCCCGGCUAGCUGUGGGGAUUCGAGGGGGUCCUGGAAAGCGUCCCAGACCUACUUCCUGGCCCAGUUGUGAGGCCUUGAAGUCCCAAGGGGCGAAUCUAGAAAUAGGCCCCGGCUUGCUUCAUUUGGCUGCAGCUGUUGCCUUAUUUGUCAAAGAGCCGUGUCUUAGAAUGUUUUCCUACUUCAUCGGGCAUCGCACGUUCCCGCGACUGAGAUAGAUGAGGGCAGAACGGCCUCCGAGGCCACAGGAAAGAAAUCCCACAGUGCGUUCUGUGCUGUCUAUCGCACGUUUUAAAAUCAUGGAACAGGAUAUAGGCAGUCUGGAUGCACAUGUGUUGAUGCAGUAUUAUGACCUGAAGGCCUCAGCAUUUGUCUGGACUGGAAAUGGUUCGAGAUUUGUGUGAUGGGCAGCUGGAUGGGGCAGAAAUUGGCUCAACAGAAAUAACCUUCACCCCAGAGAAGAUCAAAGGUGGAAUCCACACAGCAGAUACCAAGACAGCAGGGAGUGUGUGCCUCUUGAUGCAGGUCUCCAUGCCCUGUGUCCUGUUUGCUGCGUCUCCAUCAGAGCUUCGUUUGAAAGGUGGAACCAAUGCUGAAAUGGCACCACAGAUCGAUUACACUGUGAUGGUCUUCAAGCCAAUUGUUGAAAAAUUUGGUUUCAGAUUUAAUUGUGAUAUUAAAAUGAGGGGCUAUUACCCGAAAGGGGGUGGUGAAGUGAUCAUCCAGAUGUCACCUGUUAAGCAGUUGAACCCAAUAAAUUUAACCGAUCGUGGCUCUGUGACUAAGAUACAUGGAAGAGCUUUUGUUGCUGGUGUUUUGCCAUUUAAAGUAGCCAAAGAUAUGGCGGCAGCAGCUGUGAGAUGCAUCAGAAAGGAGGUCAGGGAUCUGUAUGUUAACAUCCAGCCUGUUCAGGAGCCCAAAGACCAAGCAUUUGGCAAUGGAAAUGGAAUAAUCAUUAUUGCUGAGACAUCCACUGGCUGUUUGUUUGCUGGAUCAUCACUUGGCAAACGAGGUGUGAGUGCGGACAAGGUGGGAAUUGAAGCUGCUGAAAUGCUGUUAGCAAACCUUAGACAUGGUGGCACUGUGGAUGAGUACCUACAAGACCAGCUAAUUAUUUUCAUGGCUUUAGCUAAUGGAGUUUCCAGAAUAAAAACAGGACCAGUUACACUCCAUACACAAACUGCUAUUCAUUUUGCUGAACAACUUGCAAAGGCUAAAUUUACUGUGACAAAAUCAGAAGAUGAAGAAGAUGCCUUGAAAGACACUUACAUUAUUGAGUGUGAAGGAAUUGGGAUGAAAAAUCCAAAUUUAUAGGGUAUUUACCUCUUAGAUGAGACCUCGAUUAUAUAUUGCAUUAUUUAUUUCAUACGUGAAGUAUGCUACAACACAGCGAGUUACAAGUGACUUGUUAAAGGACCUGAUUGAAUUUGGAGAUUAAAUGGUGUUUGCUGAGAGUGCUUCAUCAAAAUCUUACUUCAUUAUCUCCUGAGAUAUAGUGUAUAAAAGUUGAUGGAUAUGUAUAAUAGCUGAUUUCAAUAUUAAGGUAUUGAAAUAAAAUUUUCUUUGUACCCGAAGUAAAUGUUUUGUUUUUGGAGGUACUGGAGUUUGUGCUCAGGUCUCAUCAUUGGUAGGCAAGUGCUCUACCACUUGAGCCACACCCUCAACCCACAGUUUCACUUUCAGAUGUUUCAGUUCAGGAGUCAAGCAUGGUCUGAAAACACUAAAUGGAGUCUGAGACAAGUAAUUCACAGGUUGUAAGUAGCACUCAAUUCUGAACGUAAUGAAGCCUCAUACCGUCUGAUCUGCCCCAACCGGUUGUCCAGAGUGUCCACAUUGUGUAUGCCGCCUGCCUGCUGGUCACUCAGUAGCUGCCUUGGCUGUCACA